AUGUCCACCACUUAUCUCCUAGCCUAUGUAGAUGACAUUCUCGUCACGGGCAUCAGUGCCACUGAAAUUGAAAGCUUAAUUCAACAGUUGCAUGCCGUAUUCACCCUCAAAGAUCUAGGAGAAAUGAGCUUCUUUCUCGGGGUUGAAGUGGUCAGGGACUCGCCGGAUUCCCUUCUUCUCAAACAGUCUAAAUACAUCAAAGAGCUUCUAGGAAAAGCCAACAUACCAGAUGCCAAACCAGUGCCAACUUCUAUGCUCAACAGUCCCAAGCUCACAGGGCUUCAAUAUGCUACCAUUACUAGACCUGAGAUUGCUUAUUCUGUCAGCAAGGUGUCCCAAUACAUGCAUGCUCCAUCAGAUCUGCACUGGAAAGCAGUUAAGCGGAUUCUUCGCUACCUGGAUGGGACAAUUGAUCUAGGGUUACAGAUCCACAAGAGUGACACCCUAAGAAUCAUGGCUUUCAGUGAUUCUGACUGGGCCACAGACACUGAUGGUCGCAAGUCCGUAUCAGGAUAUUGUGUUUUCCUUGGCACGAAUUUAGUUACCUGGUCGAGUAGGAAGCAGCGAACAGUCUCAAGGUCCAGCACGGAGGCUGAAUUUUGGGCGUUAGCUGAUGCUAUGACAGACACAAUUUGGUUGCAAAAGUUACUACUAGAGAUGCGCUUACCACCUGGCCCAGCACCUACAAUGUUCUGUGACAACCAAAGCACAGUACUGAUGACCCGAAAUCCAGUUCUCCACAGUCGAUCAAAAUAUUUUGAGAUAGAUCUACACUUUGUACGGAACAUAGUAGUGCAGCAACUAGCUCAUGUAGUUCACAUACCCUCACAAGAUCAGUUUGCGGAUAUACUGACUAAGCUAUUGUCAUAG
Arachis stenosperma is the source of this 870-nucleotide messenger RNA. RefSeq lists its product as uncharacterized. The record is from RefSeq and is a predicted model, not a curated record. The transcript has 2 exons. NCBI's taxonomy places the organism in Eukaryota, Viridiplantae, Streptophyta, Magnoliopsida, Fabales, Fabaceae. Bases 1 to 870 code for a protein of 289 amino acids.